Chelonoidis abingdonii (Abingdon island giant tortoise) is the source of this 2359-nucleotide messenger RNA. Lineage: Eukaryota; Metazoa; Chordata; Testudines; Testudinidae. The record is from RefSeq and is a predicted model, not a curated record.
GCAUACCCUGGUGAGCCGUGUGCCAAAGGUUGCCUGUCCCUGCUGGUCUUCCUGUCAUUUGUAGGUGUACAAGUGUCAAUUCUAAGUGUGGGGAGUUUUUUUGUUUGUUUGUUUUUUAGUUGGGCAACUUAAGAACAUCUGUUCAAAGACUCCAGUGGGUGAAAUUCUAAGACUUCUAGAAUUUCUUUAUUAGUAAGCUGAAAAAAGAGAGAAAUGUGUCUAGAUUUUUUCCUUGUUGAUACAUGUUGUUGAAACCGUAUAAGUAGCAGCAAUUUAGGAUGAAAUUGUGAGUCUUGAAAAAAACUGUUUUAACAUACAAAUUUCUGAUUGCCCCAUUAAUAUUGAAGUAACAAUUGAAAAGAAACAAAAUAACUAGCAAUAGUCUCCAGACUAAGUUGGCAUUACUGCAGUGAUGUUAGUUGCAUCACUGCAGUAAAGUUUGAAUAACCUUUUAUUUAUUGAAUUUCUGUUGGGCUCUCAGUACAGUAAUGUUACUUCCAUGUAUUGAUUUUCUUAUGAUGGAAAAACCAAAGCUUGUUUCAUUGUUCUCACUUCCUCCCAACCUAUCCCCAUUCUGUUUAACACUGAUUACAGUGAGACUCUGGGCAGGAGAUGGGCUGGGUUUGUAGUUCUCUAUAGAGGAUUGGUGCCUUUCAUUGUAAUUUGUUUCACACCUGUGUUACCAUGUAAAUAAUAACUUUUCUUCUUAAGAUUAAUUUUGAAAAACAUACUACUAUGAAAUAGCAGAGAGGCAAAUAAUAAGGAAGCACAAAUAAAUAACUUUAAACUAACCAGAUCACUAAAAUUAUUGAGGAAAUAUGAAAUUAGUAACCAAUCAAGAUUCAGUAACGUUCAGUUGUGUGCAAACCCUGUAAAAACAAUGCUUCUGAUUACAGAGUGAAACUGUUAGUAUUUCAUGACUUGAAUAUCAUUUUGCUUAGCUGUGUGGUCCCAGAAGAUUUGAAAUUGUCCUAAUAGAUAGUAUUGAACAUAAUUGCAAAACUCUGUUGGGACUGAGUAUUUUACUUAAACUAAAAUAUUUUGUUGCAAGGUGAUUUUUAAUGUUUUUUGGUAUCUUACCCCAAGUACUUAAGUAUUGCUGAUGAUGAUUUUCUUUGUAAAAUGUCUUUUCUUGUGUUUUUAAAGCUUGCAGACAGAAGUCAUCAGUCAGUUUCCUUAGUCGACCUGAUCGUCCAAAUCUAGCGUAUAAUAAGAUAAAAGGCAAGAACCCAGGUGUUGUCUUCCUCCCAGGCCUUAAUUCAGAUAUGAAUGGACAGAAAGCACUUGCACUCCAGGACUUCUGCAAAUCUCUCGGUCAUGCCUUUGUAAGAUUUGAUUAUACAGGAUGUGGAAGUUCAGAUGGUAAUCUUCAAGAGUGUACGGUUGGAAAGUGGAGGAAGGAUGUUUUGUCUGUACUAGAUGAACUCACAGAUGGACCACAGAUUCUAGUGGGAUCCAGCUUAGGUGGAUGGCUGAUGCUUCAUGCAGCAAUAGCUCGUCCAGAAAAGGUGGCCGCUUUAGUUGGAGUAGCUGCAGCUGCAGACUAUCUUGUAACAACUUUUAAACAACUUGCCCUUGAGGUCCAAAAAGAAAUAGAAGAAAAGGGUGAAUGGAAGCUGCCAACAAAACACAAUGAAGAAGGGUUUUAUUGUUUGUCAUAUGAGUUCAUUAAAGAAGCAGAAAACCACUGUCUGUUGAGCAAUCCUAUUCCUAUAACCUGCCCUAUAAAACUUAUCCAUGGCAUGAAGGAUGAAGAUGUUCCGUGGCAGGUAUCCAUGCAAAUUGCAGAUGAUGUUGUCAGCACAGAUGUGGAUGUGAUCCUCCGCAAAGUUGGUCAGCACCGAAUGAAUGAGAAGGAUGACAUGAAACUUCUUGUGUACACUGUUGAUGAUUUAAUUGACAAGCUGACAACCCUAGCGUGAGUUGCAUGUUAGCACUAAUGCAUGAGCUUAACACUCAGAUCUCUUCUGUGAUUAACUAAAACCUCACUUUUUUUAUGGCAAUGGAACACUGCUGAAUCUGGAAGGAUGCAAAGGUCACGAAAGAAAGGAAGUGGAGCUUUAACUUCUAUCUCCUUACCUCUGUUUUGUAAAUAAAGGUGUUUUCUUAAUGCUGCAUUUGCACAAAUGGUAGAAAAUGUGAAGAAAAUGCUGCUGUUUGUUGAAAUAUUUUCCCCCACCUUGAUUUCCUGUGACUUUUUUCAAAAGUUUCCUACACUAUUUUGUACUGAAACAUGUUUACCUUUCUUACAUUUGUGCCAAUGGUUAAUUUUUUGCUACUAUUAGAACUGUACAGUACAACUUAAUUUUUAAUUCCUUUUGACAUUCUAAAAUAAAUAUUGUGCUUUGCUUUAACAUUA